Boleophthalmus pectinirostris (great blue-spotted mudskipper) is the source of this 2937-nucleotide messenger RNA. It is a transcript of the gene prkacbb, whose product is annotated as protein kinase, cAMP-dependent, catalytic, beta b. Gene Ontology annotation, molecular function: ATP binding; cAMP-dependent protein kinase activity. NCBI's taxonomy places the organism in Eukaryota, Metazoa, Chordata, Actinopteri, Gobiiformes, Gobiidae. The record is from RefSeq and is a predicted model, not a curated record. The transcript is spliced from 10 exons. Gene Ontology annotation, cellular component: cAMP-dependent protein kinase complex; nucleus. Bases 367 to 1422 code for a protein of 351 amino acids. Gene Ontology annotation, biological process: peptidyl-serine phosphorylation.
UUGUCCAAUCCAAAGAGCCACAACGUGAAUGCAGCUGAGUGAGGGGGGACUGGAGGGGGGAGAAGGCAGCAGAGGAGCAAAGCAACACAAGUGACCGCUGUAGCUUCAUGACAACCAAACAGGCUUAGGAGAAAAAGCCCGAGCGGCGAGAGAGCGUCUUUACUGGGGGGAAAAGAUAGCAGAAAGCCGAGGGAGGGUUGCUGGAAAGGGCGCCGGGCCGUAUUUUUUCCCACGGAUGACUCUUUGUUUCGGUUUAUUUUAAGGGCAGAGGGGGUGCAGAGAAUAUCAGUAGUGGUAACAGGUUAGCCCUAGCCUCCGCCAUAUCCUCUGCUGCGUCGGAGCUUUCGCCGUGUCUUCCAGCACACCAUGGGGAACGCUGCCACCGCCAAGAAGGGCAACGAGCUAGAGAGCGUGAAAGAGUUUCUAGCCAAAGCCAAAGAAGACUUCUUACGCAAAUGGGAAUGCCCACCACAGAGCACAACGUGCCUAGAUGACUUUGACAGAAUAAAAACCCUGGGCACCGGCUCCUUCGGAAGAGUCAUGCUCGUCAAACACAAAGGAACAGAGCAAUACUAUGCCAUGAAAAUUUUGGACAAGCAGAAGGUGGUGAAACUCAAGCAAAUAGAACACACGCUAAAUGAGAAGAGGAUAUUACAGGCCGUGAGCUUCCCCUUUCUUGUCAAACUCGAGUAUGCCUUUAAGGACAACUCCAACUUGUACAUGGUGAUGGAGUACGUUCCUGGUGGGGAGAUGUUUUCACAUCUAAGACGAAUUGGCAGGUUUAGUGAACCACAUGCAAGGUUUUAUGCUGCCCAGAUAGUGCUGACAUUUGAGUACCUCCAUUCACUAGAUCUCAUAUACAGAGAUCUGAAACCUGAGAAUCUCCUCAUUGACCACCAUGGCUACAUUCAGGUGACAGACUUUGGCUUUGCCAAGAGGGUAAAAGGUCGGACCUGGACGUUGUGUGGGACACCGGAGUACCUCGCACCAGAAAUCAUCCUCAGCAAAGGCUACAACAAAGCUGUAGACUGGUGGGCCCUGGGAGUCCUCAUCUAUGAAAUGGCAGCAGGCUAUCCUCCAUUUUUUGCAGAUCAGCCCAUUCAGAUCUAUGAGAAAAUUGUGUCCGGAAAGGUACGGUUCCCCUCUCACUUCAGCUCAGACUUGAAGGAUCUCCUGAGAAACCUACUGCAGGUCGAUCUCACCAAACGCUAUGGCAACCUGAAAAAUGGAGUCAGCGACAUCAAAGGACACAAAUGGUUCGCCACAACGGACUGGAUCGCCAUCUACGAACGAAAGGUGGAAGCCCCAUUCAUACCAAAGUGCAGAGGUCCAGGGGACACCAGCAACUUCGACGACUAUGAAGAGGAGGAGAUCCGCGUGUCUGUAACGGAAAAAUGCGCCAAGGAGUUUGCAGAGUUUUAGAAUGAGUGACCGUGGAUAUAUCAGGGAAAUAAGGGGAUCUUUGCACUCUUCAAAAAGACUUUGGGAUGGAGCAGAGACCAUUGGUUUUCUUCUUUUCAGAUCUACAACAUAGUCCUUCAUUCCAUACAGCUCUACAUGAUCCUCUGGUGCCGAUAAUCUUCACUGUCACCUGCACCUGCUUUAACGGCAGACACACCACUUUUACUUUUUUACCUUCACUGUUUUUUACUUUCAAGCAGUUAGUCUUGGAUGUUGUAUACCCCUUUUGAAAUGUGAGAUUUUUUUUCAGUUUGAGAAAAAAACUGAGACAAAGGCCAAUGAUAGCCCAUGCACAGAAAAUGAAGUUGUGUGGAGGUUUGAUAUGCAGGUUUGAAUCUAUGUCAGGUGGUCUGUUACAAUGGCCCGCUUUCAGAGCUAGUAUUGUCCUAUGUGCAUAUCAUGUCAGUUGUGUAAAACAUUAUUGAACACAUUCAGUGUUUUUUGAAAUCAUGACCAAAUCUAGUUCAUCGGAAGACACCAGAAGAGAGGUUUUGUUCCUUUCUUUGCUUUUGCCUUAGAGAGCCCAACGGUCAGAUCCAAAGAAGCCAUCUGUCUUCUUGGUGUUUGGACCUAGGCACAGCAAGCCAUUAUAGUCAAUGACAAACUCUGUUACAUCAGUUAAAAAAAACACAUGAAGUCUAUUUUUUUGAUCCUUCUGGGUCUGCUAGUUAAAAUGCUCAUGUUUGUAUCUAUUUUUUGUUGCUGUGACUAACCUUAAAUAGGCUAGUAGUAGAGCUGCACUGUAUCUGGAGCACAUGGUCAUAUUCAGUAUCAUUAAAGAUUGCGAUUAUAAAAGUCUAGUUUUAUAAUAUCUAACAGUUUUUUUGCUAAGUUAUUAAGCUGUAGGUUUGGUGUAUAAACCUUCAAACAGCAAGUAGCCUAUGCCACAUCAGCCACGGGCAGGCAGUGUAGCAAAUAUAAAGAGUUCAGUGCAUCUUCAAUGGUAUGAAUAUGAAGACAUGUCUGUAAUGGUACAGUGCAGCUCUACUUUGUCAUAUUGGUCCAGUAUUUCAGGUCUGCUUCUGAAGACCGUUGUUACAUUUGGAACCAUAUUGACUCAGUGGAAAAGAAUGAAAUCCCUUUAUUGGAGUAAUGUAAAGUAAAUGUUUUGGCUUUGUGCCUGGACAUUGUUAAAGAAACUUUAAAAAGUAAGGCAGAGUUUAUAAUAUAAUUAAAGAUGUGAAAAAAAAUUAAAUAAAUGGGAAGAAAAAUAUUUAUGAUGUCCCUUUUUAUCACCCACCAACAGAUUUUAUUCUCAUCUAAAGAAUGUUGACCUUAAGGUAUUCAUGUUUGAAGGCUUGGUUUUAUUCCACACUUUUCCGUACCAUACACUGGCUGAAUAAAGUGAGGACUACUCCUUUGUAUCACAUGUAACCCUGUCAUUGUUAAGCUCAUUACAUUAUACGUAUAAGCAUUGUUUCAUAUGUUUUUAUUUAUACACAUUAGAGAUGCUAAUAAAUUUUAUUUUUAAAAGUG